Molecule: messenger RNA, 258 nt
Organism: Rotaria sp. Silwood2
Lineage: Eukaryota; Metazoa; Rotifera; Eurotatoria; Philodinida; Philodinidae
Source: the annotation of a GenBank genome assembly
AUGGGAAAAGCAACUGAAUAUCACGAGUUCGGAAUGGUGAUUUAUGAUCAUGGUGAAUAUGCAGGUGCUAUUGACUAUUAUCUACAAUCCCUUGAGAUCAAAGAAAAGAUUCUUUCACCAACAGACGCCGAUUUAUCUACUUCUUACACCAGCGUUGGUGCAGUGUGUGACAAGGUCGGUGAUCAUUUAAAUGCACUUUCAUAUCUUCGAAAAAGCACUGGAAAUCUACCAAAAGACUCUUCCUUCAAAUCAUCUUAG